ACCCUUGUAUGCCCAGAUCCUUACGACUUGGAGAACCAAUCGAGUGUGAUCCCGAGAUUGAAAGGACCUUGCGUCAUAUUAGGAAGAAGGCACGAGAAACAAAGGAUAAUUUGAAAAGCAAAAACACCAUGGGAGACCAAGAAAACCAAGGCAAUCAAGACCGAUCCUUGAAGGAGUUUGCAUCACCAACCACCCAUAGCUCCCAAUCUAGCAUCUUGAAGCCUAAUGUUGCUGCCAACAAUUUUGAACUCAAGCCUUCGCUCCUCUCCAUGGUUCAGCAAAACCAAUUUGGAGGCACUCCAACCGAAGACCCAAACCUCCAUAUCUCAAUCUUUCUAGAAUAUUAUGACACCCUGAAGAUGAAUGGAGUGUCGGAUGAUGCAUUCAAACUAAGGUUGUUUCCCUUCUCAUUAAAAGACAAGGCAAGGGCUUGGCUACAAUCACUUCCACCGGGCUCCAUCACUACAUGGGACCAACUCUCAGAAGCGUUCCUUGCUAAGUACUUCCCUCCGAGCAAAACAGCCCAAUUGAGAAAUCAGAUAACAACCUUCACUCAAAAAGAAGGGGAGUCAUUGUAUGAUGCAUGGGAGAGGUACAAGGAUCUUCUAAGGAUGUGUCCACAUCACGGGUUGGAGGAUUGGCUCAUAAUUCACACUUUCUACAACGGUCUUCUCUACAACACAAGGAUGACCGUGGAUGCUGCAGCGGGUGGUGCAUUGAUGAACAAAAGUGUACGAGAUGCAAAACAACUCAUAGAGGAUAUGGCACAGAAUCAUUUCCAGUGGUCAGGAUUGACACGAUUGACAUGGUGGUUAGAGAAGAUUUUACCAGAGAUAUCUCAAGUGAUCCACUUGAGAAAUGUUUAGUAAAGAAUGGGGUACCAGAUGAUGAUGAUCAGGAAAUAACUUCCUAUGUUACAAUGCUUGAUGAAAAGCCAACCUACACCAAAACCACCUACAUCAAAGAACCUGAUAUAGUGGUCGAAAUUGCAAGGGGGCUGAAUGACCAGGUUGUGUCUGUAAACACAGCUGUGUCAAAAAGCAGCAGAAACAGCCCAGAACAGGUUUGUGAAGAGAAAACUGCACCUGGGAAGAUGCUGAAUAAUGAUUCCACACGGCCAUGGUGUGUCCGUAGACACAGUCGUGUCAAAAAGCAGCAGAAGAAGUCUAGAACCAGUCCAUCUCCACCAGUUGAAGUGGAACAUAAGGCACAUUGGGCUAUCAAGAGCAUUCAUUUAGAUUUGAAAGAAUCAGGGGAACAGAGAAAGCUUCAACCAAAUGAACUUGAUGAAUUGAGAUUGGAUGCGUAUGAGAAUGCCAAGAUUUACAAAGAAAGAACAAUGAAGUGGCAUGAUCAACAUAUCCUCCGUAAAGAGUUUACAGAAGGAGACUUGAUACUUCUACUUAAUUCCCGACUCAAGUUUUUUCCGGGCAAACUUUGUUCGAGGUGGUCUGGACCAUUCCAAGUGUGCAAGAUAUACCCAUUUGGGGCUGUCGAAGUAUGGAGUGAAGCCACGGGAUCUUUCAAGGUCAAUGGACAGCGAUUAAAGCAUUAUUUCACAGGAACUCUGAUCGAGAAGUUGGGUACUUUUACCCUUCUCGAUUCAUCAUCAUUGUGAGCAUUGAAGGGGUCGGGCUCAUGACCAUA
Molecule: messenger RNA, 1647 nt
Organism: Asparagus officinalis (garden asparagus)
Lineage: Eukaryota; Viridiplantae; Streptophyta; Magnoliopsida; Asparagales; Asparagaceae
Exons: 2
Coding region: 584-1618 (344 amino acids)
Source: RefSeq, a predicted model, not a curated record